Sclerotinia borealis F-4128 is the source of this 1989-nucleotide messenger RNA. NCBI's taxonomy places the organism in Eukaryota, Fungi, Ascomycota, Leotiomycetes, Helotiales, Sclerotiniaceae. The record is from the annotation of a GenBank genome assembly.
AUGGGUGGACAGAGUCGUCGUAGGAGUUCAAGUGCGGCAUUCCAACAUCGCGCUGAUCAAGUGCAUUUUGUUCCUUUCGAUGGUCAUGAUGAUACGGGACGACCUUCUCUCAGCGCAAUGAUAAUGAAGACCCGGCGGAAAAUGAAGUCUCGCCAAUUCAUACUGCUGAUUAGCAUUUUUACCUUAGCUACAUUUUCGAUAUUCUACCUACGAGCGCCUUUUCCGUUGGAGGGCUCACCAAACCCUUUGAGUUCAUCUAAUCAGAAAUUGAAACCGCCAAGCAUACCUAAUACUCGAAUACCUACUACUGUUGAUACUGAGAAGAAGCCGCAGACAGCGUCAUAUCAUAUUGGACCUUCACACCCAAUUUACCAAUUAAUCAAGGAUAAUGAACAAGCAUUUGAGAACACGAAGGCAAAACAAUCAAAGACGCUGGAGGAAGCAGUGGCAGAAUAUAUAAAACGAUAUGGGAUACCUCCCCCUCCUAACUUCGACAAAUGGUACAAUUUCGCAAAGUCAAAAGGUGUGCAACUUAUCGAUGAAUAUGAUAACAUACAUACCUCUUUAACGCCAUUCUGGGGACUAAAACCGGCAACAAUAAGAGGAAGGGCACGAGAAGCAUUGGGCUUUCCAAAUAACCUAAUAGGACUGCUGAUCAGAGGAGGAAAGGUCACGAAGGUCGAGGGAGGGAAUCAAUGGCAGCAAGAAGCUACAGUUGGGAUGAUGAAGCCAUUUUUGAAUUAUCUCCCUGAUAUGGACCUCUGCUUCAACAUUCACGAUGAACCUCGCGUGGUCGUGCCAUAUGAUGAUCUAGCUCGGCUGGUACAUAUUGCGAAGGAUCAGAAUAUGCCAAAUGCGAAUUCAGUCGAAGCACCGAGGAAUUCUUGGUCCCCCAGACCGAUUGAUGUUGUUAGCGAUGGCUUACGAGUGCCGGAGGUCAAAACCACACGAUUCAAUGUCUUUUCUCAUCAGCCAACCUGGACCCAUUCGAGGAUGUCUUGCCCGCCAGAUAGCGCCGCCAGGAGUCUCAAUGAUGGAUUGAAAGAGGAUAAUUACGCUAGUUAUGCUGUGACGGAAUUGGGAUUUGUAUACAACCAAACAGCAUUCUCCGAUAUCUGCCAAUCUCCUUCUUUCAGUGAAUCCUUCGGAUUUUUCGAUCGGCCUAACGCCUUCAACGUCGUACAUGACUUGUUCCCAAUUUUCUCGCAAUCAAAAAUUUCGUCGUUCUCCGAUAUAUUAUACCCAUCCCCUUGGUACUGGUAUGGCAAGGUGCCAUAUGAGGAAGCCGAGGACAAAGCAUGGAAGGAUAAAGAUGAUAUGAUAUACUGGAGGGGUUCGACAACCGGAGGCUUUAGUCGAGAUGGUGGCUGGAGACGGCAACACAGGCAAAAGGUGGUACAAAAGGUCAAUUCCGGCGAUCAAGCAAAAAUAAUGGUCAAUCGGGGCGAAGAGACAAAGGAAGACUGGCAGGUGAAGACUGUGCCACGGAGCGAUUUCAAGGAAAUAUUUGAUAUUUUCUUUUCCCAUGUUGGACAAUGCGAUCCUGGGGAUUGCGAUGCACAAAAACAAUCUUUCGAUGUCAAGGAACAGGCCAAGCAGCAAGAUGCGUGGAAAUAUAAGUAUCUACUUGAUAUGGAUGGAAAUGCUUUCAGUGGAAGGUUUUACGCAUUCUUGAAAAGCAAAAGUUUAGUCUACAAAAUGGCUGUCUUCAGAGAAUGGCAUGAGGAAUGGUUAAAGCCUUGGGUGCAUUACAUCCCUUUGAGCUUGAGAGGAGAUGAAUGGGUCGAGGCAGUACGAUGGUUUGCGGGAGAAGAUGUUGGGAAGAAAGAAGCGGAGCGAAUCGCCCUUCAGGGAAGAGAUUGGGCGAAUCAUGUGCUCAGAAAUGCAGACCUGGAAGUAUGGUUCUUCAGGUUAAUGCUUGAAUAUGGUAGAUUAGUUGACGAUGACCGAGAAAUCAUCGGUUAUACAGGAACAACGGGAUCGACAUGA